CAAACAAUCCAAAGCGCCCAGCGCGUAAACUCGCUAGCAAUGGCGAAUCUUUUAGAAGAAUUAUUGAACGUUUGUCGGUUUUGUUUGUCCGAGAACAAACAGUAUCUGCAGCCCAUCAUGAAGGCAUUGGAUUCCACACUCACGCCUGACGAGAUAGAACGAUAUACCGGAAUACGGAUAAACACCGAUGAUGACUGUACGCUAUAUGCGAUAUGCAUGGAGUGUACAAGCACGCUGAAAAAGUCGAUUGAAUACCGAACAAAUUGCAUCAACAAUCAAAUUCAUUUCGAAGAAUUGCUCAUGAUGCUGGUCACCAGUGCGGAAUGCACAGAUCCUGAAGACACUGAGACCGUAAUAUGCUUGGAUAGUGAUGACGAUGGGACGGAUUUGAGUAGUAUUGAAGACAUAUUUCACGAGGAAACUAUACCAAAAAAGAAAUAUUUUGUCCAAGAGGUAAAAAUACUGCUAGAACAAGUUAGCAGGCAAGAGGUAACCAUGCUGCAGAAGGAUGGCAGUUGCACCGAUAGUUGCAACGAAGGCAAUGAAAUGUAUAGUGCAAAUUACAUCGCGAUUGGCGAACCAUAUAGUUCUGAGAUCAGCGAAGAUGAUGUACCGGACCCGUCGGAAAAGGCGAAAAGAAAACGAAACGCAAAAGAAUUGCCAGAUUUGUCUAAAUUUACCCCCGACAACUAUGUCUUAAGGACAUGCAAUGGUGUAAAAAAAAUGUAUUUGAAGUCGCUUUGUGACGUGUGUGGUGUGCGUAGCCACAAUAUCAAAAAACAUAUGCAGAUUCACUUCCCGGACACAUUUUACAGCUGUCCUCAUUGUUCAGUCGUAAUGAAAGAUAAAACAAAUAUGAAAGCACACAUCGAUACGGUACAUUUCAAAAAGGUUGGCAAAACGUGCAAUAUAUGCGGUAAAGGAUUCAUACACCACAAAACCUACCGAUAUCAUAUGCUUGGUCAUCAAUCCGAUGGUAAAGCGUUUGAAUGCAAAGUAUGCGGGAAAACCUUUAACAAACCUUACGGCCUGAGCGACCAUAGUAAAAGAGUUCAUAAUUUGACCAAGCCACCGAAACGAGCAUUGAAGCAUAGCAUUGAAUGA
Anopheles maculipalpis is the source of this 1104-nucleotide messenger RNA. Its product is annotated as zinc finger protein 85-like. Gene Ontology annotation, biological process: regulation of transcription by RNA polymerase II. Gene Ontology annotation, molecular function: zinc ion binding; chromatin insulator sequence binding. The transcript has 3 exons. Gene Ontology annotation, cellular component: nucleus; chromosome. Bases 40 to 1104 code for a protein of 354 amino acids. NCBI's taxonomy places the organism in Eukaryota, Metazoa, Arthropoda, Insecta, Diptera, Culicidae. The record is from RefSeq and is a predicted model, not a curated record.